This is a messenger RNA of Acanthisitta chloris (rifleman), 4074 nucleotides long. RefSeq names its product slingshot protein phosphatase 2 (gene SSH2). Lineage: Eukaryota; Metazoa; Chordata; Aves; Passeriformes; Acanthisittidae. The record is from RefSeq and is a predicted model, not a curated record. Gene Ontology annotation, molecular function: actin binding; protein tyrosine/serine/threonine phosphatase activity. The coding region runs from base 1 to 4074 and encodes 1357 amino acids. Gene Ontology annotation, biological process: protein dephosphorylation; actin cytoskeleton organization; negative regulation of actin filament polymerization. Gene Ontology annotation, cellular component: cytoplasm. The transcript has 14 exons.
AUGAGUUUCUUUGCUGGCAUCAGCGAAAGCUUUCUCACUGUGAAAGGUGCAGCUCUCUUCCUGCCACGUGGGAAUGGCUCAUCUACUCCCAGGAUCAGUCACAGGCGAAACAAACAUGCAGGGGAUCUCCAGCAGCACCUGCAGGCCAUGUUCAUCCUGCUCCGCCCAGAAGACAACAUCAGACUGGCUGUAAGACUGGAAAGUACCUACCAGAACCGCACUAGAUACAUGGUGGUGGUGUCCACCAAUGGCAGACAAGACACCGAAGAGAGCAUUGUCCUAGGAAUGGAUUUCUCUUCCAAUGACAGUAGCACUUGUACAAUGGGCUUGGUGCUGCCACUGUGGAGUGACACCUUGAUCCACCUGGACGGCGAUGGAGGGUUCAGCGUAUCAACAGAUAACAGAGUGCACAUAUUCAAGCCCGUGUCUGUACAGGCAAUGUGGUCUGCUCUGCAGAGUUUGCAUAAGGCCUGCGAAGUGGCACGGAGCAACAAUUACUAUCCAGGGAGUCUCUUCCUCACGUGGGUCAGUUACUAUGAGAGCCAUAUCAACUCUGACCAGUCAUCGGUCAACGAGUGGAAUGCCAUGCAAGAUGUGCAGUCCCACCGGCCCGACUCGCCUGCCCUCUUCACUGAUGUCCCAACUGAGCGGGAACGCACGGAACGGCUAAUUAAGACCAAGUUAAGGGAAAUCAUGAUGCAAAAAGAUUUGGAGAACAUUACAUCAAAAGAGAUACGCACGGAGCUGGAGAUGCAGAUGGUGUGCAACCUGAGGGAGUUCAAAGAGUUCAUUGACAACGAAAUGAUAGUGAUCCUUGGGCAGAUGGACAGCCCCACACAGAUAUUUGAUCAUGUCUUUUUGGGCUCAGAAUGGAAUGCCUCCAAUUUGGAAGAUUUGCAGAACAGAGGGGUGAGGUAUAUUUUGAAUGUGACUCGAGAAAUAGAUAACUUCUUCCCUGGACUCUUUGAAUACCACAAUAUUCGGGUGUAUGAUGAAGAAGCAACAGAUCUUCUGGCAUAUUGGAAUGAUACCUACAAAUUCAUCUCUAAGGCAAAGAAAAAUGGUUCUAAGUGCCUGGUGCACUGCAAGAUGGGAGUGAGUCGCUCUGCAUCCACAGUGAUUGCCUAUGCCAUGAAGGAGUAUGGCUGGAACCUGGACAGGGCCUACGACUACGUGAAGGAACGGCGAACCGUCACCAAGCCCAACCCCAGCUUCAUGCGGCAGCUGGAGGAGUACCAAGGGAUCCUGCUGGCCAGCAAACAGCGGCACAACAAGCUAUGGCGCUCGCACUCCGACAGUGACCUCUCAGACCACCACGAGCCCAUCUGCAAGUCAGGGCUGGAGCUGAACAAAAAGGAGAUCACCACCUCAGCAGACCAGAUCUCGGAGGCAAAGACCAACGACAACCAGCAGCCAAUGUCUCCCAUUUAUUCAGCUGAGCUGGACAGGGAGCAGCAGCUUCCAGAGGAUGCAAACAUGAUUGAGGACAUGUGUGUGAAAGAGAGAAGGAUCCACUUAGAGUUUACAAGCCGAGACUUCCAUGCUGAGCAGAUGGAGGACAAGCUGAACCUGAACAAUAUCAAUGGCUGUACAGCAGGGUGUUGUGUAGACUCUGUCCCCCCUGAUAACUGCCAUGCUUCUGAGGCCUUAAUGCAGCUCCAGCACCCCUUGGAAAUAGCAGAGUUUCCUGAUUUAGCAGUGGAUGAUCUAGAAAAAGAUGCCCUUAAGCCUGAUAUGAACGUGCACUUGGUUCCUAUGGAAGAAUUCACUUCAUGCUUAAAAGACUUUCCCCAAUCCCCAAACCAAAAUUCCCCGAGUCUCCAACAGAAUCCUCAGCCCGAAGGGACAGACCUCAGUACAGACAGGAUUGAUUUCUUCAGUGCUUUGGAGAAAUUCGUGGAGCUUUCCCAGGAGAGCCGGUCACGCACCUGCUCCCACUCCAGGCCGGAGGAGCAGGGCAGUGGAAGGAAUGGUGUCUCCAGGGUGCCCAUGCUGGAAGUGCCGCCUGCUGCGGAUGGGGGUGCAGAUGCUCGAAGGAACAGCCCUGGAAAUUCUCCUCAGGCAUCAGAUGACUCUUCCACAGAUGAAGAGCAACAAAAGGAGGUUCCUGAGCUGCCUAGUGCAGGUCAUCUCACGAGAUCCCACUCAGAAAAUGCCAUUUCUGUGAAGGAAAUUGUCACAGAGAUCGAGUCAAUCAACCAGGGAGCAGGACCUGCCCAGCAGAAAGAGGGUUCAGCCAACCUCAGCCAGACACCAAAGAGGAACACAGUGCAUGACCUGCCAGUCGAGGCGAUUUGGGCAUCAGAAAGGGUGGAACAGAGUGAAGGAGCCUGUGCUGGACACCCGGAAAAGGAGAAGGACCCUCUGCCAGCUGAGCAAGAAGCUGCCCCCUCCCUGCAGCCACCUUCUGGCAAAUCAGACCCAGAGGAAAGCAGCUCUGGUGGGGAGCAGCAAGAGCCCCGUGGCCCCGUAAACCGUGAGCCCAAGUGGUGCCCUGGCUCUGUCCGGAGAGCCACCCUGGAGUUUGAGGAACGCCUGAGACAGGAGCAGGAGCACCAGCACACGACCCCAGUCUGCACCUUACCCACCCGCAAGAACUCCAGGAACGACUCUCCCGCCGCCGAGCUCCUGCCGCGGGGGAAGAGCGAGGAGCCACCCCUGGAGCUGGCUCUGGAGAGUGACAAGGUGCAAAGUCUGGGUGCUGAGGAGCCACUGCUGCCUCCUGGGACAGAGCUGCCUGCAGGCAGACACCUGCCUGCACCCCCUGCACAGGAGGCACUGCCUGCAGAGCCCAGCCCAGGGCAGGAGGGAGCGGCGCAGGAGCACAGGACAGUGGUCUCGUUUGAUGGGACGGAGGAGCCAUUCCUGCCCUCCCUUCUCCCAAAGAGAAUCGAAAUUAUCGAAUACACUCCCAUGGUCAAGUCUGCAGAGCAGCACCCUGACACAAGCUGUGAGCAGGGCGGGCUGGCUGUGGCCAUCUCGUCUUUAGAUGAAAACUUGAACCCUUCGGUGUGCUUGGAGAAGGCUCCAACCUGUCUUGGAGCUCUGGCGGAUCUCUUGCCACCGGAGCACGCGGUACGCAAGCAAACCACCUUCACCGUGGGCAGCCCCAGCGACGAGGGCAGUGGGUUACCUGCUCACCCUUGUGGUGCUUCUCCCUCUGCCCAGGUGACCUCUACAUCUUCAGCCAACCUCGAUCGCUCUCCUUACCCCUACAUAAUCCACGUGGAAGGUGUCACCGAGCAGAGCACGGGUACAGACGAUGAGCCAGUCAUGCCAUGUGGCACUGAGGGAGAUGUGACUCUCCCAUUCAGGGAUGGACCCAAACCUCUCUGCGGCAGCAGUGCUGGCAUCUCAAGGCAGCUGAGCAGUGAGGUGCUCACCAGCCAACAAGCUGAAAACAUGGACCUUCUGGACAUCUCGUUCCUGUGUUACCACCUCCCACACAGCUCCAGCAGCCGCAGCGUGGACGAGCGCAGCAGCAGCCCUGGGCUGGUCAAGCAGCGAGCGAAGGAAAUAGAGGCUCGGAUCAGGCACGCAGGGCUCACCACACCCUCCCACAUGAAACGCUCAGCAUCCUUGGCCAAACUGGACUGCCUGGACCUCUCCAAGGACGACUUAUGUGAGAGGGAGUCAGCCUCUUGUGAUGCCAACCCGGUGCUUCUCACCUGCGUUGCCCUUGGUCGAGGCUUUUGUGGGGGGAGGUUGGAGAGGGGCUCAGAAAGCACGUGUGGAAAGCAUCGCCUUUCCUCCCCGGAGCCUGCUAAGCAUUUUGUGGAACAGCUCAGAACAGCUGAGUGCAUUGCGCAGAGCAAGCCGGUGGAGCGGCCGCUGGCUCAGUACGCCAAAGAGUGCGGCUCCAGCCAGCAGAGCUUGUGUUCCAGCACAGAUCCCACAUGGACUAGCUCCGAGGAAGGUCCUCUUCUGCUCCAGGUGCAGGUCCUGGACUCAUCUCCUGCUCAAGGUCUGGCUGUCACACCUCGGCAGCAGCACGGGAGAACUCACCCUCUGAGGAGGCUCAAAAAGACCAAUGACAAAAAGCGGACAACCAAUCCCCUCUACAACACGAUGUGA